UAAUCCUUGAACCUGAUACAUUUAUUGUCAGUCUGUGGUGCAGUUAGUUGGAGUUUUCAGCUGGUAACCAAAAGAUUGGUGAUUUGAGACGAUCCAGAGAUGAAACACCCACUGUUGAGGAAGUUCAUUAUUGUCUGGUGGUUCAUAUCGCAGGAAACUGGGGUUCAAUUUCCCAGCGGGGAUAAAUCGUUUUCCGUGGUUAGCUGUGGAAGAUGAGGUCAGUUUUUACUGCAGGAACUGGAAUGCAUCAUCAACUCCAGGAAUAACAGUUUAAUUUGAUUUUUUUAGCUCCUCCACUUGCGGAUUAAAAAGUGGACUUGAACAGUUAUAUUGCACUCAACUGCUAACAGGGACAAAUGGACUACAAUUAAAAACUCAGGCUGAGUGAAACAAGUAGAACAACACUUGUGAAUUCCACAAUGUUCAUGAGAGUGUCAACACGAAUUCUCCCAUGUGUGGUCAGUGUUCUGUUUAACACAGAAGGUACACCAAGAAAAGCUACACCAAAGUCUUUUAAGAAAGAGCAUCAUCCUUAUUAUGACUUAUCUGUGAAAAUUCUACGAGCAAAGAAUAUUGUUGGAGGAGAUUUCUUGUAUAAAGCAGGCUGUUACGUUUCUUUACACCUCCCUACGGCAUCUGCAGUAGAUUACAGAACAAAAACCAUAUCCAAUAACAACAAUCCUGAGUGGGAUGAAACUUUCAAGUACAGGAUCCAGAGUAUGGUGAAGCAUGUACUGGAACUCUCCCUCUACGAUGCCACAGUUAAAGGGACAAAACAUCUAUCGACAGUAGCCUUUGAUAUUGGAAAAAUUGAACAUGGGAGUGAUUUGAAGACUACUGUAGACCUGAAGGAUGACGAGCAACUGGAAGUGGAGUUUCAUUUGGCAAAAUGCAACGAUCCUCCUGUUGAAAUCCUCACUAAUGGCGUGCUUGUGGCUCAACCCUGUACUUGUGUGGAAACCAAAGUGAAGAAGGUCAACAAUCUCCACCAGGUAGGCACAGUAUCACCUGUCCCAAAAGAUCAGAGUGUUGACCUGAGACUGAAGGCUAAGAAAUGCUAUGAAGAUCUUGAUGUGCGCCUGAAUUUUGACAUUGCUGAUUCAGAGAAAGAAUUCCUUGUAAAGAGAAAGAAAUUUAGCGCACGAGCACUGAAGAAAGUACUGAACUUAAAGAAGACUCCGAAGGACAGCAAUGUGCCUGUUAUAGCAAUCCUCGCGUCAGGGGGUGGAGUUCGAGCAAUGACGUCCCUUUAUGGUAUUCUGCAUGGUCUACAGCAGAUACAUGUCCUGGACUGUGUAACCUACAUAAUUGGAGUAUCAGGAUCAACCUGGUGUAUGUCUACACUGUAUCAGGAUGCCAACUGGUCUCUCAAGGAUUUGAAAGAACACAUUGAGAAAGCUAAGGAACAGGUGACAAAAAGCAAGACCAGUGCCCUGUCCAAGGAUCGCUUAGGAUAUUAUAUCAAUGCUUUAGUAGAGAAGAAUCGUUCAGGACACAAUGUGUCAGUUACAGACCUGUGGGGACUCAUCAUCGAAUCAUUUCUCUCCGGAAAGCUUAAAGAGAGAACGAGAUGUGUGUGUUUGGAGGAUAAGGCACGUUGGAGUCCCCAGCAGCUACUUGAACAUUCCUUUGUGAAGCCUCAACUGGUACCGACACCAUCGACCUGCAACGAAGACAGUCGAGAAGAUUCAGCAGGAGGAACGGAUUGUGCAGAAACUGUUAUCCCAAACAGCCAGCUCCUCACUGCAUCUCUUUACACAGACACCCAGAAGCAGCUGUCGCGUUAUUACAAUGAGUUUGAGGAGCUACAGCUUCUGGGAGAAGGUGCCUUUGGGGCUGUCAUCAAGGUAAAGAAUAAAUUAGAUGGCUGCUGUUAUGCGGUUAAACGCAUCCUGGUGAAUCCUUCCAGUAAACAUUUCCGCAGAAUAAAGGGUGAAGUGACAUUGCUAUCACGUCUGAACCAUGAAAACAUUGUAAGGUACUACAACGCUUGGAUCGAGAAAUAUGAAAUCCAACCCGCCUCAAACCCAUCCCCAGAAAACUUGCCAGAGACUCCACCCCAAUGUGAGGUGGAUUAUCAAAACACAGAUGACAUUGAAAAGAAUGCCCCGCCCCCUGUCACGACCAGUUCCGUGGAGUGGAGCACAUCGUGCGAAAGAUCAUCGAGUGUCAAAUGCACGGAGAGGGAGUUGAGUGAUGAGGAUGAUGAUGAAGAGGAUGUAUUCUGUGCAUCAUUUUUAAACUCAGCAGAGCUUUGUCAGUCACUGCUGUCUGUAUCUAUUGUAGGAGUCCCACGUACAUCUGAGGAAGAUAAAAUCAAUCACAGUUUUGUCCUGGAAGCUGAGCAUUCACCAUACAGCACCCUGAACUUUACAUACACACCUGAUGAUUUUGACAAGCUGGUUGAUCUAAAUUGCUACAAUGUGAUGAACAGUAAAGACAUUAUUCUGAUGAUCUUGAGUAAGGCAUUAACCAAGAUGAGUUGAGCCAUAUAAAUGAAUGUUACUGGAUUGAAUACUGAAUUGUUGAACAAGCCUCGUUCUUUCCUAUUCAUCCAUCCCUUGAUUUAUUUGAAGCUGAGUCAGCCUUAAUCUCCUCAUUGAUUUCUUGCAUUGCAGAAAUGUUAACAGACAUCUAGCUCAGACCUUGGUCUGAUCUGUUCAAAACAUGUCACGAGCAAGUAUCAAAUUCUAAUUCGGAAGCGUCCCUCUAGUCUUCUGGUUUAUUCUUCUGGAAUAGCAAUUCACCAUCGUGGCAUUGGGAUUUAAAACUUGAUAGACAUUCCAGCAAAGAGCAUCAAGUUGUCUCACAUCCCCAGAACUCAGACCUCUACUGCAAGGUCAUCAACAUAUCAAUACUGAAUGG
Rhincodon typus (whale shark) is the source of this 2865-nucleotide messenger RNA. RefSeq names its product cytosolic phospholipase A2 zeta-like. Gene Ontology annotation, cellular component: cytosol. Gene Ontology annotation, biological process: protein phosphorylation; glycerophospholipid catabolic process. Gene Ontology annotation, molecular function: protein kinase activity; ATP binding; calcium ion binding. Bases 420 to 2486 code for a protein of 688 amino acids. The record is from RefSeq and is a predicted model, not a curated record. The transcript is spliced from 18 exons. Lineage: Eukaryota; Metazoa; Chordata; Chondrichthyes; Orectolobiformes; Rhincodontidae.